GUCCCUCCGACAGAGCCAAUAUUGGUACGCGCCGGCUCGGCUCAGAACCCGACGGCUUAGCGAAGCGGCAGCACCCGGAGAAUCACAGCGGCGUGCUGUAUAUUUUUUUUGCACCGCCACAUCUCUCUCGUGACCGCCACAACCCUCCUCAAGCCAGUUGGGACUCGUUUGCACCCAGUCCGAACCAGGUGUCAUAAUAACACCCUCUCUCUUCUCUCUCCCGGGUGUGUAAAAAAAGAAAGAAAGAUAAAACGAGAGUGACAAAAACGUCUCCCAGAGAGAAAAAGAAAACGCGUUGAAAAACGAACGCGCGCGCGGAAGAGGAGCGACGGCUGCUGCUGUGUGUGAUCGGUAAAAAGCGCCACGUCGAGCGUGCAUCUGUUUGUUUCUUAGAGGAACCUCAGUAUACCGCUUCGCGAUUUUCUACGGGCAGCGGACAGGAACAAACCGUGUACACCGCCAGCCAGUGACAACGUCUCGAUCCGCGGGUUCGCUGUUGGUUCCCCGGGAAAGGAAGCGAACAAGAAAGAGGUGAUUCUUCCCGCCGACGACUUCGAAGGACCUCACCGGUGGACUCGGGACCUAAUCCAGUCCUCAUUCCCUCGCGGAUUUGGGUGAAAAGGCGGGAGCCGAGAAAUCGUCAUCGUCCACGAGGAAAACGGAUCGCUGAGUGGUGACAACGCCGUGUGCGAUGGACUAUUCUCCGGUCAAAGUGAUGCGGUACAAGGGAAACCACCGGUCAGUGGCCAUGCCGCCGCCGCCGCCAGACAUCCCCGAGGUCAUCAUCACGAGCUCCAAGGACGUGGACGAGAACAAGGAGCGCGGCAACUGGACCUCGGGUGUCGAGUUUCUGCUCUCGUGCCUCAGCUACGCCGUGGGCCUGGGAAAUAUAUGGAGGUUCCCUUACCUCUGCUACCGGAACGGCGGUGGAGCGUUCCUCAUCCCGUACAGCAUCAUGCUCUUCUUCGUUGGUCUUCCACUCUUUUUUCUGGAGCUGUCGUUUGGCCAGUACGCCAGCGAGGGCCCCAUCACGAUCUGGAAGAUCUCACCCCUGUUUCAAGGUAUCGGCUACGCGAUGUUCAUGAUGACAACGCUGGUCGGCGUUUACUACAACAUGAUCCUCGCCUGGUCAAUGUUCUACCUACUGUCGUCCCUGACGACGCAGUUACCGUGGAGUUCCUGCGACAACUGGUGGAACACCAACGCAUGCAGAAAGUUUGACACCAAGAACUGCACUGCUCACGGAGGCGUCCACCUGUCCAACGGAUCGUGCGUCAUCAAGGACGAGGUCGAGCCGUCCGUAUGGGACUCCGUGGUCAACUCCACGGACAACACCAAGAUGGCGAGCGACGAGUAUUUUCACAACUUUGUCCUCGACCUGACUGAAGGCAUCCAUGAUCUCGGAGGCCUGCGGUGGCAACUGGCACUGUGUCUGCUGGCAUGCUGGGUCAUUGUUUUCUUCUGCCUGUCCAGGGGGGUGAAGACAAUGGGCAAGGUGGUCUACUUCACAGCCCUGUUUCCGUACGUCGUACUCGUGAUCCUGCUCGUCCGAAGCUGCACCUUAGAAGGCUCCUACGACGGCAUCAUGUUCUACCUGACGCCACAAUGGCACCGACUCCUUGAAGCACGGGUCUGGGGCGACGCAGCAAUGCAGAUCUUCUUUUCCUUGUCUCCAUGCUGGGGAGGCCUUAUUACCUUAGCAAGUUACAACCGUUUCCAUAACAACUGCUACAGGGACACACUCUUCAUCUGCUUCGGAAACUGCGGCACGAGCUUCUUCGCCGGCUUUGUCAUUUUUAGCAUAGUGGGUUUCAUGGCAAACAAGCUUGGUGUGGAUGUUUCACAAGUCGCUGCUCAAGGUCCUGGUCUUGCCUUCGUAGCCUACCCAGAAGCAGUCACCCACCUGCCCCUGCCACCUCUGUGGGCAUUCCUUUUCUUCUUCAUGCUGAUGACGCUUGGGAUGGGAACACAGUUCACUCUGAUUGAGACCGUUGUGACCACGAUCGUCGAUACCUUCCCGGAGAAGCUUCAACACCGAAAACCACUAGUGCUUCUCGUCUGCUGCAUUUUUCUUUACUUGGCAGGCUUGAUAAUUUGCACAAAUGGAGGCAUGUACGUUCUUCAGUUGAUGGAUGACUACUGCGCAAGCUUCUCUGCUCUGAUGAUCGGACUGGUGGAAAUAAUCGUCAUCGCGUGGGUCUAUGGCAUUGACCGAUUCAUGGAAGACAUCAAAGUGAUGCUGAACCACUAUCCUUUCCCAAGGCGCUAUUGGAGGUUUGUCUGGAAGUUCCUGGUGCCUACAAUGAUCAUGUUUAUCCUGGUGUUCUCGUGGAUCAGCAUGCCCGUGACGAAGUAUGGCGACUACGUAUACCCGUCCUGGGCCACUGCGGUUGGCUACCUGCUCUCCUUCACGUCAGUCAGCGCCAUUCCGGCUGUGGCCAUCUUCAAGAUUUACCACGCUAGGGGCUCCCUCAUAACGCGCAUCCGCACGCUGAGCCAGCCCACGGCCGACUGGGGACCCAAGCUCCAGAUCCACCGCAUCGAGACCCACAGCCCCAAGCACACUGAUUCCCAGGUCCCGCUCGCCCUGCCUAACUACAACCAAGACGGCGAUGGCGACGACGACAACGACUACCCCGUCUACUACAACCACUCCAAGACCGAAAACGGCGACUCCGAGUCCGAGUCCGGCAUCAACCUCAACAUCCCCAAGAGUCGAUAUGAGACAGGUCUAUGAGGACCUGUUCUCGCAUAGACACAAGCUGUGGGACGCUGUUGUGGAUGUUCGGCCGGGCGUCUUGGCCUGCGUGCCCGCCGCAUAGACGCCCCCUUCUCCCCCACCAUCGACGCAGCAGCACCUUCUUUGGAGGAGUACGGCCGGCCUGGCCAUUUGGGGUAGCCAGCUUAGACUCUUAGGUCGUCUUAAGAACUCCUUCCUCAGUUCCUGUUGAAGUUGAAAGGCUAGAACCACUACAAGUGCUCAGGUACAAUGGAGACUAGACUGUGGGGCCCCACGCCAUUGUUCUUAGACCUCGUGGCGUACGUUCAAAACAGUUAGAGACCAGAUAAGAAUGACAGCCAUCAGUGUAGGACGACAUCGAUUGGUCUAAUCGUGAAAGAGGUAAUGUCAGGCCAAAGUAGGAGAAGGUGAAAUAUGUCUCCCUUCACAUAGGGGAUGUUUUCAGCAGAUCUUGUGCUCAUAAAGGUGCGUGUCAUUGCUGCUGAGAUAUCUCGGAUACCCGACACUCGCGCAAUGAAAUCCCCAUUGAUGUCAGUUUCAGUUAGAGCAUUUAAAUUUUUAGUGCGAUAGUUGAUGAUAGCCAGAUGAUUGAUUUGAUAAGGCUUUGAAUCUAGAUACUAUCAGAGAUUCUAAUAAUGCCUUGUCAGUAUAAUGUAGCAGGCAUAUAUUGCACAGCAAUGUUCUGAACUAUAAUCAACCGCAUAUUUUGCCGAAAGCACAAUGGGGAAAUAGUUUACAGACGUGUCUUCAAGGACAGCGAUGGCCCAGGGGAGGUGCAUAUUUUAUGACCAGCUUUAUAAUUUUGUUGCAAUCACCAUACCAGCAAGUUGUGCUGCUCUUUUUUUCUUUUUGUACAUAACAUGUCUUACAUUUAGAGUUCAAGAAGAGAUAAUAUGGCGUCUGUAUCACCAGCCAUCUCACUUACGCUUAGCUAAUGGGUUCCACAAGGACAGCACUAGUUGCGGUAAAUUUUACCUUGGUCGAGAUCAACGUUCAACACUUUUGACAUCUCUGCAGUUACAGCUCACUGGAGCAGGAGCACAUGUACAUAUGCCACCGAAGAAACUAGUGUAAUGACUGCACGCGAGCGGAACAAGAAAAGAUACACUCUAGGGUAUUGCAGCCAAUACUCCUGCAAAGAUGGUGCUCUGUGUGAAAAGGAAACUUGUGUCGGAUGUACAUUUUCUGUAGGACCCUAAAGGUUUUAGAGGAGUUGAAUGUCACGCAUUUCAUUCUUCAUUCUUUUUAGAACAUCGUCACUUACCGGACUGGCAUUGAGCCAACGGGAUUGACACCGUGUGUUGGUCUGGGCAACCCAGAGCCAGCAUAUGAUAUAUACUGAGUUAUGCCCAGGCCAGAAAAUGUCCUCUCCAGAUGCACCCUAGACCAGAAACCCAUAUCAGAACCGAGCACGUUUGAUUCUGGGAGUGCAAGGCAGACGGACCUGCCAGAGAUGUACAGUGAUACGCUUGUAUAUAGUCAUCCCAUUCAGACCGCAGUGAGUGCCCAUGAAGACGUUUUCGCUGACUCAUGCUGUUCUGAGAAGGACCAUAUGAGACAAGCUGGCCAAAUGGCGCCUUUCCCGAAGAACUGCUCUCCGUCACCUCGCGACGAGGGAGAGUUUUGUGUGCCGAAAACGGCGAAGGUUCUGAACGGUGAUAAGCUUGCUUGGAAGCAAUAGUCAUUGUGCCAACAUCAAACAUUGUUCCGGCGACUGCUAUUGGGGAGGUGCGCAUAUGCUUUGGGGAUCAUCGCUCGGUGCUGUCAAGCCUCGGAUGCUGUCAAAUGACCCGAAGCCACUUUGCUUGACCCAGUGCUGCGGAAAUGCAACCUGUUUCGCAAAUCUUUGAUUGGAUACAUUGCGUGCAGCAGAUGAUAGGGUGACCCCAAGACAACAGUCAAGCUGAAUCUUUAUAUUGAUACUAAGUUUAUCAUAUACGACGCAGCACAUUUCUGACGCUAACGCGAAAUGCCUCUUCCUAUAGUGCUGUUGCCGGUCUCAUGCCAUGGUAAUGACGACAUGGUCGACAUGAAUUGUAUAUUUAUGUAAUGUCGCACCUAUUAUACUUAGCGCAACACAGAGUUUUGAGACGUGUUUAUAGUUGUAAGAAACGUGUGAGUUUGUAACAACCUGAUUUUUUUUUCUCUCUCUCUUGCGCCUCAGCCACAGCGAGUUCUUUCGAUUUUGCGAGAAAUAAGGAAGUAUAACACCGGUGCCGACUCAUUGGAGAUGUGCAGCGUGUAUAGUGCCUCAAUAACCGUAGGUAAGAACAGCGACUUAUAUACACAGAACAUAAACAUGUGACCAACUUACACUUUCUGUUUAUCCAUAAGCAAAUUGCAUAUCUGUGCUUGACGCGCAGACAGUAUUUGUGCACGGUCAGAUGCGAGGUGUUCACCAGCGCUGUUCACCAGUGUAUAAAAUGAUGUAUUUAUUUUGAGUGCCUUGAAGAAUUUGGAAACUGACAGGACAGCUUUGUUAGCAAGGUGUAAGAGCAUAAAGGGCAAGAAAGUAUGUGAAAUUUGCAAUUGGAAUUCAUAGGUUCUAUAGUGUGUUGAGUAGAGUGAGGGAAGGGAAUACCACACAUGCCCUUCGUCACUUUUACUGAGAUCAAAUGAACUUCAAUAAUUGAGAUUGUUGUCUUGAAGUGUGCCCGUGUCCAAAUUCCAUCACUUUCCAGUCCACUCUUUAAUAGAGAAACGAUUGCAAUGCGCUUUUCGAGAUGUUUACCUAACACGUUUUCUAUGUCGACAGCAUUAGUACUUAGAAUCAAAUGAGUGUUGACCCGAAGCUUGGCAGAGAAACAAAAUCAAACUAAUAGCAAUUGUGACAGUUAGUUUUGCUGUUUCAUUUUUUUUUAGGUCACUAUAACAGACAUUACACCUGUACUUUGUAAAGUGAUCACCUUUCAAAAUGUGUUUGCAUUUCGUUCCAUGACAUUUCGAGUGAGCUUGAUCAAUGCUGGUUUCUUGAAAAUGUGAGACGAUGUAUUUACACAAGCUUAAUACUGUGCCCUCUGCACUGAUACCGAGCUGGGGCUUACGCCCACAAGGUACUUUUAAAAAUAUACUAGCGUGUACAAGUUGACAUGUCGCGUAUGACACUGUUUGUUCCCAACUACGGGCUUGAAUCAUGCCAAGUAUGGCUGGACUCGUAGGGGUCAAUGUCUUUAUAGACCAUGUUCUUGUUUGCAAGUUCAUUGUUGCUAGUCAUUGCGUUAAGCGACGUUUCAGAGUGGUUAGUAUAUUAAACGUGAUUGGUCCAUGUCAUUAUUAUAACACAAACGUAACGUAUGUACAUUCUAGAGCCAAAUUGAUUUGUUAAUUUCAAAACAUUCUGAUCGGAAACUUCAAGAAGGCCAUAUGAUGGAAGGACCGUAAGGUGGUGUUGAGUUGAAGUGAUACUUCCCGAUGUCAUACUGCAAUGUUUUCGGUACGCUCUGUAAGCCUGUAGCUUUUUAUAAUGUCGCGCACUGAUUGAGAUCGCUAAUGCCACCCGUGGUUCUGCGUGAUUGAUACAAUUUCAAUUGAGACUUUCACAUUAACAUUGCAUAUGCUUGCAGAAACACAUUUAUUGGAUUAUAAGUCUCUAGUUUUUUGUUUAAGCAAAUGCAGCAGCACCAGAUUUUGUAAAAUGUUGUUCUUUCCAUGUUCAAAUGAAAAAAAGAAAUAACUAAAUUGACGUUCCUGAAGCUGAUAGAAUCUCGGUGUAAGUUACGAAUAGAAAUAAUUUAUCUGUAAGCUAGCUCUUAUGUAUUGCCAGCCAGUGUUUGAUAUAAAAAAGGAAACAUUGAUGGAUAAAGUUGUCAAUAUUUAAGGAUCUAAAAAUCUCUUUCGUGUAAGCAAAGGAUUGUAUUGGACUAUUGACCAAUGUGAUACAUUGGAAACAUUCCACCACAAUCCUUAAACAUCUACAAGUCUCAAUCAAGAAGAGCAAAACCGGCGGCUGCUCGAACUGUGACGUAAUAAAAGUGCAAACACCAUACCGCAGUUGCGACAUUUAAAAUUAAUGUGCACAGAAACAUAUUCGUCAGAUUAACUGUUCAUGACGUGUAUCAAAAUGAAACUGACACCUUUCUCAAAAUGUAAAAUCGCUGAGCCUAUGGUACGAGCGCCCAGCAAGGCACUGGCGUAUUAACUAAAAAGUGGUUGCUCAAAAGAAGAGGUGAAGAGUAGCACAUCCUGUAUAUAGUUCUAAAUAUUUCAUCAUUGCAUGUUUCUUUUCUUAGCGCGUUUUGUGUUACUAUAUGCCUGAAGAGAAAAUCUAAGAUUUUUUUUUUCUGGUUACAAUAAACAUGUGAAUUGAA
Messenger RNA from Ixodes scapularis (black-legged tick), 7047 nucleotides. RefSeq names its product sodium- and chloride-dependent glycine transporter 1. Gene Ontology annotation, cellular component: membrane. The transcript has 15 exons. The record is from RefSeq and is a predicted model, not a curated record. Gene Ontology annotation, biological process: sodium ion transmembrane transport. NCBI's taxonomy places the organism in Eukaryota, Metazoa, Arthropoda, Arachnida, Ixodida, Ixodidae. Bases 692 to 2737 code for a protein of 681 amino acids.